AUGGCCUUCUGGACGCAGCUGGUGCUGCUGCUCUGGAAGAAUUUCACUUAUCGCAGGAGACAGCCGAUCCAGCUCCUUGUUGAGUUGCUGUGGCCCCUCUUUCUCUUCUUCAUCCUGGUAGCCGUCCGCCAUUCCCACCCCCCAUUCGAGCACCAUGAAUGCCACUUCCCCAACAAGCCGCUGCCAUCGGCGGGCAUGGUGUCCUGGCUGCAGGGCCUCAUCUGUAACGUGAACAACACCUGCUUUGCACAGCCAACACCUGGCGAGGAGCCUGGGGUCCUGAGCAACCUCAAUGACUCUCUGGUCUCCCGGCUCCUGGCUGAAGCCCGUGGUGUCCUGGGAGGCCCCAAUGCCUACAGGGCACUGGCUGGCCUGGGGAAGCUGAUGCCCGCGCUGAGGGAGGCCCUCAGGACAGGUGAGGAGGCUCUGAGCCUCAGCUCGGCUGGCUGUGAACAGCCACAGGAGGGACCAUCAACACCGGACAUGCUGGCCACUAAGCUGUUGGGGACCCUGUUUCAAGGGAACUUGUUGGGGUCUGUGCUGAGCCAAGCCCAGGAGACUAUGGAUAGCUUUGUGGAGGCAGCAGAAGACCUGGCCCAGGAAGUACAGGCACUGCCCAGCCUGGCUGAGCUGUGGGCGCUGCUGCAGAGACCCCAGGAGACCAGCAGCCCCCUGAAGGCUGUAUCAGAAGUCCUGUGUGGUGCCAGGGGGCCUGGUGGCCCAGGGGUGCCCUCUCUCAACUGGUACGAGGACAGUGACCUGAGGGAGUUCGUGGGGCAGGAUCUGGCACCAGGCCUGGUGGACAGUGGCCUAAGCCCUGCCUGUGCUGAGCUGAUGGGGGGCCUGGACACCCACCCACUGUCCCGCCUGCUCUGGAGACGCCUGAAGCCACUGGUCCUUGGGAAACUACUCUUUGCUCCUGACACACCGUUCACAAGGCAGAUCAUGGCCCAGGUGAACCAGACCUUCCAGGAGGUGGCUCUGCUGAGGGACAUCCAAGAGGUGUGGGGGGUGCUGGGACCCCAAAUUUUCGACUUCAUGAAUGACAGUGCCAACGUGGCCAUGCUGCAGCGGUUCCUGCAGAUGAGGGACAAAGGGAGGAGUCAGCCAGGACCCAGAGGCCAGGACUGGCCUGAGGCCCUCGGUGCCUUCCUGGACCCCAGCAGGGGUGGCUACAGCUGGCAGGAGGCCCACACCAAUGUGGGGCACCUGGUGGACAUGCUGGGCAGCAUGAUGGAGUGCAUAUCACUGGACAAGCUGGAGGCGGCACCCUCGGAAGGGGCGCUUGUGGAGCGGGCCCUGCAGCUGCUGGCUGAGCACCGCUUCUGGGCUGGCAUCGUCUUCCUGGGGCCUGAAGACCCUCCGGACCUCACCGAGCCCCCAGCCCCGGACUCUGGUCCUGGCCACCUGAGGGUCAAGAUACGCAUGGACAUCGACAAUGUUAUGAGGACCAAUAAAAUCAGGGACAGGUUUUGGGACCCCGGCCCGGCUGCUGACCCCCUGACUGAUCUGCGCUACGUGUGGGGCGGCUUUGUGUACCUGCAGGAUCUGCUGGAGCGCGCAGCCGUGCGGGUGCUCAGCGGCACCUCUCCCCGCGUGGGCCUCUACCUGCAGCAGAUGCCCUACCCGUGCUUCGUGGAUGACGUGUUCCUGCGCGUACUGGGCCGGUCGUUGCCGCUCUUCCUGACUCUGGCCUGGAUUUACUCGGUGGCGCUGACGGUGAAGGCUGUGGUGCGCGAGAAGGAGACGCGGCUGCGGGACACGAUGCGUGCCAUGGGACUGGGCCGCACCGUGCUCUGGCUUGGCUGGUUCCUCAGCUGCCUUGGCCCCUUCCUUCUCAGCGUCGGUCUGCUGGUGCUGGUGCUCAAGCUCGGGGACAUCCUCCCCUACAGCCACCCGGCCGUGGUGUUCCUGUUCCUGUCGACCUUCGCCAUGGCCACCGUGGUUCACAGCUUCUUGCUGAGUGUCUUCUUCUCCCACGCCAACCUGGCGGCUGCCUGCGGGGGCCUCGCCUACUUCUCGCUCUACCUCCCCUACGUGCUGUGUGUGGCCUGGCGGGACCGGCUGCCCGCGGGCGGCCGUGUGGCCGCGAGCCUGCUGUCGCCGGUGGCCUUCGGCUUCGGUUGCGAGAGCCUGGCGCUGCUGGAGGAGCAGGGCGAGGGCGCACAGUGGCAUAACAUGGCCACCGGGCCUGCGGCUGACGUCUUCAGCCUGGCCCAGGCCUCGGGCCUGCUGCUACUCGAUGCAGCCCUCUACGGCCUGGCCACCUGGUACCUGGAGGCCGUAUGGCCAGGCCAGUACGGGAUCCCCGAACCGUGGAACUUCCCCUUUCGGAGGAGCUACUGGUGUGGGCCCCUGCUGCCCAAGGACCGCGCCCCGUCCUCUCCACCACAGGACCCGGAGGUGCUGGUGGAAGAGGCACCGCCCGGCCUCCAUCCCGGUGUCUCAGUGCGCGGCCUGGAGAAGCGCUUCCCUGGCAGCCCGCGGCCCGCGCUGCGCGGGCUCAGCCUGGACUUCUACCAGGGCCACAUCACCGCCUUCCUGGGCCACAACGGGGCUGGCAAGACCACCACGCUGUCCAUCCUGAGUGGCCUCUUCCCGCCCAGUGGCGGCUCUGCCUUCAUCUUGGGCUAUGACGUCCAGUCCCACAUGGCAGCCAUCCGGCCCCACCUGGGUGUCUGCCCCCAGUACAACGUGCUGUUCGACCUGCUCACGGUAGAGGAGCACGUCUGGUUCUAUGGGCGGCUGAAGGGGCUCAGUGCAGCUGAGGUGGGUCCCGAGCAGGACCGGCUGCUGCAGGAUGUGGGUCUAGUCCCCAAGCGCUGGACACAGACACGCCACCUCUCUGGUGGGAUGCAGAGGAAGCUCUCUGUGGCUAUUGCCUUUGUCGGGGGCUCCCAUGUCGUCAUCCUGGAUGAGCCCACAGCUGGAGUGGACCCUGCUUCCCGCCGCAGCAUUUGGGAGCUGCUGCUCAAAUACCGGGAAGGCCGCACACUGAUCCUCUCCACCCACCACUUGGAUGAGGCGGAGCUGCUGGGAGACCGAGUGGCCGUGGUGACAGGUGGCCGGCUGUGCUGCUGUGGCUCCCCACUCUUCCUGCGUCGUCACCUGGGCUCCGGCUACUAUCUGACGUUGGUGAAGGGUCCCCCGCCCCUGGCUGCUGGCGUGAAGGGUGACAGUGACUUGAAGCACAGGGUGGACACCAGGCAGGAAGGAGAACAGAGCGGAGUGGCUGAUGUGGCCCAGCUGCUAGCCCUCGUGCAGCGCUGGGUGCCUGGGGCACGUCUGGUGGAGGAGCUGCCUCACGAAUUGGUGCUGGUCCUGCCCUACCUGGGUGCCCUGGACGGCAGCUUCGCUGGGCUCUUCCGUGAGCUGGAUACGCGCGUGGGGGAGCUUGGGCUUGGCGGCUGUGGGAUCUCGGACACCAGCCUCGAGGAGAUCUUCCUGAAGGUGGUAGAAGACUGUGGUGUGGACGCAGAUCCCGAGGACAGUGGCCAUGGGCAGCCCCUGCGCACAGGCUUCACUGCUGCAGUCAAGACCAUGCGGCUUGGGACGCUGCCGGAGGAGGCAGUUCUGGAGAACGGGGAGCCAGCUGGCUUGACCCCGGAGACACAGGCCCUGCGCGGCUCCAGCCUGGGUACUGCAGGCCGGGUACAGGGCUGGGUGCUGACCUGCCAGCAGCUCCGGGCCCUGCUUCGCAAGCGUUUUCUGCUGGCCCGCCGCAGUUGCCGGGGCCUGUUUGCACAGAUUGGGCUCCCCGCCCUCUUUGUGGGCCUGGCACUGGUGUUCAGCCUCAUCGCACCACCUUUCGGGCACUACCCAGCACUGCGGCUCAGUCCAGCCAUGUAUGGGACCCAGGUGUCCUUCUUCAGCGAGGAUGCCCCAGGGGACCCUGAAAGUGCCCGCCUGCUCCAGGCACUGCUGGAGGAGGCGGGGCUGGAAGAGCCCCCCGUCUCCACUCCCAACAGGACGCCUCAGUGCACACCACUCCCUUCCUGCCUAUUCUUGGUGCCUGAGGUGCCUACGGAUGUGGCCAAGGUCUUGGCCAGUGGCAACUGGACCCCCGAGUCUCCAUCUCCAGCUUGCCAGUGCAGCCAGCCUGGCUCCCGCCGCCUGCUACCGGAUUGCCCGGCUGCAGCUGGUGGCCCCCCACCACCCCAGCUGCUGACAGGCUCGGGUGAGGUGGUCCAGAACCUGACAGGCCGGAACCUGUCUGACUUCCUGGUCAAGACCUACCCACGACUAGUGCGCCAGGGCCUGAAGACCAAGAAAUGGGUGAAUGAGGUCAGGUAUGGGGGGUUCUCUCUGGGUGGCCGGGAUCCAGGCCUGCCCUCAGGGCAGGCUGUGGGCCGCUCACUAGAGGAGCUGCGUGUGCUGCUGAGCCCGGUGCCAGGCGGGGCCCUGGACCGCAUCCUGAACAACCUCACAGCCUGGGCUCGCAGCCUGGAUGUUCAGGACAGUGUCAAGGUCUGGUUCAACAACAAGGGCUGGCACGCCAUGGUGGCCUUCGUCAACCGAGCCAACAAUGCACUCCUACGUGCUCACCUGCCCCCAGGCCCUGCCCGCCGCGCUCACAGCAUCACCACGCUCAACCAUCCCCUGAACCUCACGAAGGAGCAGCUGUCUGAGGCUGCGCUAAUGGCUUCCUCAGUGGACGUCCUCGUCUCCAUCUGUGUGGUCUUCGCUAUGUCCUUUGUCCCAGCCAGCUUCACACUCGUCCUCAUUGAGGAGCGCGUCACCCGAGCCAAACACCUGCAGCUCAUGGGGGGCCUACCCCCCACCCUCUACUGGCUCGGCAACUUUCUCUGGGACAUGUGUAACUACUUGGUGUCAGCAUGUAUUGUGGUCCUCAUCUUCCUGGCCUUCCAGCAGAAGGCGUAUGUGGCCCCUGCCAACCUACCUGCCCUCCUCCUUCUGCUGCUACUGUAUGGCUGGUCGAUCACGCCGCUCAUGUACCCAGCAUCCUUCUUCUUCUCCGUGCCCAGCACGGCCUAUGUGGUGCUCACCUGCAUCAACCUCUUCAUCGGAAUCAAUGGCAGCAUGGCCACCUUUGUGCUGGAGCUCUUCUCUGACCAGAAACUGCAGCAGGUGAGCCAAAUCCUGAAACGAGUCUUCCUCAUCUUCCCCCACUUCUGCCUGGGCCGAGGGCUCAUUGACAUGGUGCGGAACCAGGCCGUGGCUGAUGCGUUUGAGCGCCUGGGAGACCAGCAGUUCCAGUCACCUCUGCGUUGGGAGGUGGUCGGCAAGAACCUCUUGGCCAUGGCAGUCCAGGGGCCUCUCUUCCUCCUCUUCACACUCCUGCUCCAGCACCGCCACCACCUCCUUCCACAACCCAAGCUGCAGCGUAUGCCACCUCUGGAGGAGGAAGAUGAGGAUGUGGCCCGUGAGCGGGAGCGGGUGGUCCGAGGGGCCACUCAGGGUGAUGUGUUGGUGCUGAGGGACCUGACCAAGGUGUACCGUGGCCAGAGGAUGCCUGCUGUCAACCGCCUGUGCCUGGGAAUCCCCCCUGGGGAGUGCUUUGGGUUGCUGGGUGUCAAUGGUGCAGGCAAAACGUCCACGUUCCGCAUGGUGACGGGGGACAUGCUGCCCAGCGGGGGCGAGGCUGUGCUGGCGGGCCACAGCGUGGCCCGGGAAUCAGCUGCCGCCCACCGCUGCAUGGGCUACUGCCCGCAGUCUGACGCGAUCCUCCAGCUGCUGACGGGCCGCGAGCACCUGGAGCUCUUUGCACGCCUACGUGGUGUCCCAGAGGCCCAGGUAGCCCAGACAGCAAGUGCGGGCCUGGCUCGCCUGGGGCUUGUGCACUAUUCUGACCGGCCUGCGGGCACCUACAGUGGCGGCAACAAGCGGAAGUUGGCGACAGCGGUGGCGCUGGUUGGAGACCCAGCGGUAGUCUUCCUGGAUGAGCCGACCACGGGCAUGGACCCCCGAGCGCGGCGCUUCCUUUGGAACAGCCUCUUGGCGGUGGUGCGAGAGGGCCGCUCCGUGGUGCUCACCUCGCACAGCAUGGAGGAGUGUGAGGCGCUCUGCACACGCCUGGCCAUCAUGACGAAUGGGCGGUUCCGCUGCCUGGGCAGCGCGCAGCAUCUCAAGGCCAGAUUCGGGGCGGGCCACACGCUGAUCCUGCGGGUGCCUGCGGGGCGGGCCGAAGCAGCGGCGGAGUUCGUGGCGGCUGCGUUUCCGGGGGCCGAGCUGCGGGAGGCCUACGGCGGUCUCCUGCGCUUCCAGCUGCCACCAGGUGGACUUUGCGACCUGGCCCGCGUCUUUGAGGAGCUGGCAGCACACGGCGCAGAGCACGGCGUCCAGGACUUCUCCGUGAGCCAGACCACGCUGGAGGAGGUAUUCCUGUACUUCUCCAAAGACCAAGGGAGGAGGGAGGCGGAGGAAGGCACCGCUUUGCAGAAGGAGACACGAGUGGGUGGGGACGUCACACAAUGUCUGCGGAGCCGUAAACGCGUCAGCUGCUUCCUGGAGGACCCCAGUGCUACGGAAACUGUGCUCUGA
Orycteropus afer afer is the source of this 6501-nucleotide messenger RNA. The record is from RefSeq and is a predicted model, not a curated record. NCBI's taxonomy places the organism in Eukaryota, Metazoa, Chordata, Mammalia, Tubulidentata, Orycteropodidae.